This is a messenger RNA of Capronia epimyces CBS 606.96, 1956 nucleotides long. RefSeq lists its product as uncharacterized. The transcript has a single exon. Bases 1 to 1956 code for a protein of 651 amino acids. Gene Ontology annotation, biological process: apoptotic process; negative regulation of toll-like receptor 9 signaling pathway. Lineage: Eukaryota; Fungi; Ascomycota; Eurotiomycetes; Chaetothyriales; Herpotrichiellaceae. The record is from RefSeq and is a predicted model, not a curated record.
AUGCCUUCUGUUCCUCAGGACAGUAUCACGGAAGCUGAGCAACAUGCCAGCGACCUCUUUGAUGGGGUGAUCCAUCUCAAGAACAGAGCGAAGGAAAAAGCCAAACAGCUACUUGACGCUACAGGUCCUUCUUAUCCCGACGACCAUGUCUCAGACGACGAGACAGACAUCUUUACCGAUGCGGCCUUCGACCCUUCCAAAAUCCAACAGAAGACCUCUCCCAAGUCCAAAAACUCGACCCACGAGACUCUCUCCGAUGGCGCCAAGGGGUUGAAGUAUCUCCUCUGCCACCCCAAACGUGUGAUGCGCGGCCAAGCUACCCGCAUGGCGGCAGAGAAACUGGGAAAUGCCAGACAUCCAACUCUCACCAUUGAUCGAGAUCAAGAAUUGCUGGAUGCACAUGAUUCUCUUGCACGAGCCGCAUCGCAUGUUUCAUUGGUCUCAGACGUCGAUAAGUUCACGGCCGAUGUCGAUGAUGCUCAUGCCCGAGUCCAUGCGCUGGAAGAUCAAAGGGAUAGUCUCCAAACUGCCUGGGUUUUGAGUCGUCACGUCUGUCGCGUUAAAGUGGUCCGGCCGAUUCCUCGUCCUGAUCGAUCCCAGUUCAUGACCGUCACCGAUGGCGAAGCCCGACUGCAAUGGGACCGGUAUCUGGGACAUUUGCUUCUCUACUACACUCAAGAGUUCACCGCGCCUUACAUUGACGAAUUUGAGUCCCCUCCUUUCGACCUGGAAGAUGUCGCUCGAAUAAUCGAACGGCUCGCUAUCAUCAGUGCCCCAUGGCAAUCAUUUUUGAUCAAUGUCCGGAAUGUCUACAUGUGGACAGACCCCAAGAAGACGGCGCGCUGGCUGGCGCUGUACUGUGUUCUAUGGUACACCGAGCACAUGAUGGGCUUCCUUUACUUCUACAUCAUCUACUCGACAAUCCGGAACCACUUACAGCCGAGAUCCGUUCAGAGCAUUCGAGAAAGUGUGGCAAGAUCCGUUGAUCGGGGAGCUCAUGUCCAGGCUUGGGGAGAACUGAUUCAAAAGCAUGGCAAGCAUGACUGGCUUGAACCUCUCCUGGACGAACUUGGCCCUAUGAUCCAGCUACAACUGGGCGACCUCGUUGGUCUUCUUGAGGUCAUGGCAAAUUUCCAUCGAUUCGAACGACCUAGAAUGACAACGGCGACCUUGUUUCUGUUCGCUUGCUGCCUUUUGGUGACAGUGCUUGGCGACAUGGCGUUCUGCAUGAAAUUGUUUUGGUUGGUUUGCGGUGUCGUAUUUUUCUGUGGCUACCCCAUCGCAACUAGGUGGCCUCAAUAUCGACUUCUUGUCUCGCCGUUUCGCUGGAUGUUUUGGGAUAUCCCUACCCAUGCGGAGUUGGCCAUUCAACAUCUACAGGAAAAGGCGCUGUUAAGAGAUGCGGAUCUCGCAGAGUUUGAACUUCCACAGCCUCACGAAAGUACCGAGCCAGCCUCGACAGAACAAGACCAAGACCAAGAUCCAGAUCUAGAUCCAGAAGAGGAACUGGUCGACGAUACACGGCGAUUAUCUCGAUCUCGUUUCUUCAAUGUCUUCGACAAAGUCCAUGGAAAAGCCCGACUCGUGGUGAGCCGGACGGGCAUAACAGUACACACCAAGGGUGCUCUAGCUCGAAGCUGGCGAUUUGAUGAGCUUUCGGAAAUCCGCAAGCUCGACGACGUAGAUACGGACUCGACCACCAAGAAUCUCCGACAUGUGCAUUCCCGGUCGGCGGAGGUGUUACAGUUUCUGUUCUUGUCAGACUCGGAUGGCACGGACAAGGAUUCGACUUUGACGGUUGUGCUGCAAACCGCCGAUCGUGAUCGGGUGUUUAACCUCGUGCUGGCGUGGAGCGGACUGAAAUGGCAAGCGUUGAUGCUGGAGAGACUUGAGAAAAAGAACGAGAAGACGGUGCGAAGUAAUCUGGAUCGUUCCAUCAAGCGAGUGUUUUACUAG